Messenger RNA from Microdochium trichocladiopsis, 1818 nucleotides. RefSeq lists its product as uncharacterized. Gene Ontology annotation, biological process: protein import into nucleus. The record is from RefSeq and is a predicted model, not a curated record. Gene Ontology annotation, cellular component: cytoplasm. The transcript has 3 exons. Bases 165 to 1484 code for a protein of 439 amino acids. Lineage: Eukaryota; Fungi; Ascomycota; Sordariomycetes; Xylariales; Microdochiaceae.
GUCUGCCGAGCUUUCUAUAACGUAGCUAGACCUGCACCAGGGCGAGACAUUUGCGAAGGCCUUCAACGACCGGAUCGACGGGCCCGACGCUAGCGUAUUACCAGCUCGGCGACUUUGGGAUUUUGUCAAGUGCCAUUCCGGCGUCCGUCAGGAAGAUACUGAACAUGUCGCUGCCGCCACAGCUGAUUCGCAUCAAGCGCAAGGCAGCUGAUGAGUCGCCCGUGUCAUUCCUCCGCGUGCAGGAAAGCAAGCGACACCGUAGCGACCAUUUCGUGUAUCAACGGCAGGAUGUAGAUGCAAAGUUCGCAGAGCGCGCAGCACCUCCACAGAAACCGGUCAUCCAUACAUUUCCACGCCGAACACAUGCCACACCUUCUCAGACUUCAACGGAGGCCAGUCCCGUGGCCGCACCGGCGGAGAGGCCACGGGCCGGCGAUCAGCAUGGCGAGCCUACGACAAAUAUCAGCAGCAAGGCUCCUGAGCCACGACAGUUCCACAUAUCGCGACAAGAUAUGCUGCGAGCGAGUCCCCAAACCACAAGCAAAGCCCGUGGUGGAGUGUCCAAGAAACGUCAAGCUCCGACCGUGUUCGUCGAGCGAAAGAUUAAACAGGUGUCGGCCAAGAAGUUGGACAAACUUCGUAGUCACCCUGAUGUCACAAGGUCGACCUCCGCCGAAUCUCUGCGCGAAGAUGCCACCAUGGAGGGUAUGGACGUGGACACGACGCCGCCAAGAAAGUACAAGAAACCCGGCGUAGCCAAAUUCGUCAACAACAGUAAAGAACCUAGAGGAGCCAAGGCCGAGGCACCAGCGACGAUCACAGACCGCUGGCGGAAUGUCGACCUGGGUCAACUAUCUGCGGAGAUGAACGCGUAUACGCUGGAACAGAUAGGCUUGAACAUCAAGCAAGCGGAUGAGGAGGAGCAGCGCAGGCGGAACUCGGCCAAGAAGCAGCAACCCACCUCACCGUUGAGAUAUAAGCCCAAGGCACCCCCUCAGCGAUAUGCGGACCGCCAUCCUGAGGCCACCCAGGCAAAGCUGGAUAGGGAAAUGGCGGACUUGGACGAAAACAUGAGUGAUGGCAGCGAUGAUGACGACUAUAUCAUCGAGACAUAUGUGCGCGUCCCCGCAAGUCGUAUCGGAGAGCAUGUGCCACCGCAGACCGUGGGCCUCCUUGUGUUCGAUGGGGAGCCGGAUAUUGAAUAUUUCUAUGGCGAUGGUAGCGACAGCGAGGACGAAUGGGCAGAGGAUGAGGAGGAUGAGAACGCCGAGAAUUAUUACACAGCAGACUACCCCGAUGACGAAGUAGCGUCCGACGACGAAUAUGGAUACAAUGCCUACGCAUAUCGCACUGGCAAUGCGUCAGAUCUGGAGGAGUAUGAUGCGAACUCCGACGACGACAUCCAUCGUUCUGAAGGGGAGGACAACGAGGAAGGAAGAUUUGCAAAGUUCAAGGCCGAAUACGAGGCCAGGAAAGGGCUUUGAUCGUGCCCCUGAAGUUGCGGCCGCAUUGCCGCGUCUCUCUGUUUUAUUAACGGCGGGAAACCAUACAGAUACCCAUUUUACUUCAAGUCGUUUAGAAACAGCCGUUGUCCUUCAUCGAGUCUGAUAUUUUGCAGAUGUACAUCAUUCGCUGAAAGCAUAACUCUCAAGCUGGGCAGCCUUCAUAAUGAUAGAUCUCAGCGGGCAACCACACUAGAAAUGGGCGUUCCUUUUGGAACUGGGACAACGAGAGGUUCCCACCACCACCAGCGUUAUGCAGUGUCUUCCUAUGCUACAUAUGCAAUGCAACAACAAUAAGCAGGCCAUGACAAGUCAC